Molecule: messenger RNA, 1639 nt
Organism: Hibiscus syriacus
Lineage: Eukaryota; Viridiplantae; Streptophyta; Magnoliopsida; Malvales; Malvaceae
Product: cysteine proteinase RD21A-like
Exons: 5
Coding region: 40-1434 (464 amino acids)
Cellular component (GO): lysosome
Molecular function (GO): cysteine-type endopeptidase activity
Source: RefSeq, a predicted model, not a curated record
CUGAUUACUUUGAUCCCUUAUUUUCUCUUUUCAGAAAACAUGGGUUGUCAGCAGUCGACUAUGGCGAUGCUUUUUCUGAUGAUGUUCACUUUGUCAUCAGCUUCGAACAUGUCCAUUGUAUCCUACGAUGAAACUCAUGCCGACAAGUCAAAAUCCAGUUGGAGAACAGACGAUAAAGUUAGGGCCAUGUACGAGGAAUGGCUAGUAAAGCAUGGCAAAACAUACAACGGGUUGGGAGAGAAAGAGAAGAGGUUCCAGAUUUUUAAGGAUAACCUUAGGUUCAUCGACGAACACAACGCCAAUGAGAGUUACAGCUUUAAGGUUGGGUUGAACCGGUUCGCCGAUUUGACCAACGAGGAGUACCGAGCCACGUACUUGGGAGUCAAGAAACCCCGACGUAAGCUUUCAAAGGCGAGUGAUCGAUACGCGCCGAUUCUCGGUGAAGAGCUGCCUGAUUUUGUUGACUGGAGAGAAAAAGGAGCCGUCGCUGAAAUCAAAGAUCAAGGAGCUUGCGGGAGUUGCUGGGCCUUUUCGGCUACUGCAGCAGUUGAAGGGAUAAACAAGCUUUUUACAGGCGAACUCAUUUCACUAUCCGAGCAAGAGUUGGUAGAUUGUGAUAGAUCCUACAAUGAAGGUUGCAAUGGGGGUCUCAUGGACUAUGCCUUCGAAUUCAUCAUAAAAAACGGAGGUAUCGACACCGAAGAAAACUACCCUUACACCGGUCGUGACGGUAGAUGUGACUCUUACAGGAAAAAAGCUAAUGUCGUUUCGAUCGAUGGUUAUGAGGAUGUUCCGGUAAAUAACGAGAGAGCGUUGCAGAAGGCGGCUUCGAAUCAACCUAUUAGUGUCGCCAUUGAAUCCGGAGGCAGGAGUUUCCAGUUAUAUGAAUCGGGUAUAUUUGAUGGAAGUUGUGGAACACAACUAGACCAUGGUGUGACUGUUGUUGGAUACGGCUCAGAAAAGGGUAAAGACUAUUGGCUUGUAAAGAACUCAUGGGGAAUCAACUGGGGAGAGGCUGGCUAUGUCAGGAUGGCGAGAAAUGUGGCCAACGCCGUGACCGGCAAAUGUGGAAUCACAAUGGAUCCCUCGUAUCCGAUCAAAACAAGUGCAAACCCUCCGAAUCCCGGUCCAACCCCACCAUCUCCCCCGUCUCCCCCUUCGCCGAUUAUCGACUGUGACCUUUAUUAUAGUUGUCCCCGGAAGAAUACCUGUUGCUGCCUUUACGAGUAUGACAAUUACUGCUUCGUUUGGGGAUGCUGUCCGCUCGACGCCGCCACUUGCUGCGACGACCACGAAAGCUGCUGCCCACAUGACUACCCCAUCUGCAACGUCAAACAAGGCACCUGCUUGAUGAGCAAGGGCAACCCGUUGGCAGUGAAGGCACUGAAGCGCACUCCGGCACUUGGAAAUUUCGGCAGAAAGAACAUCGCUUAAUUUGUAGCCUGUGGUAUGACAAUGCUGUGGCUGAUGGCUUACAGGGAGAAGAUGAAGGAAGCUCGACUGAGCUUUAACAGUCUCUCUGGUUCAAUAACACUGCCAGCCCUCGUGUCAGAUGGUUUAUACAAGUUACCUAGAUGCCAGUUAUGUAUAUAGUUUCAUGUUUAUCGGUGGUGUGUAUUUGGGAUAUAUAUAGAAUAUU